GUUUCACUAUGAUACCUCUAGACAGCCGAAUAAUGGGUGAAAUUGAUUUUUUUAUUGUUUCAAUGAAAUAGAAUCAAUACAUUCUCCAAGUGCCUCUGCACACACUAUCAAUGGCGUUUAGAAUAAUCAUAACAAAAGCCCUCUUCUUCCCCAAAUCAAUCCCAUUUCAAAACCCUAAUUUCUCUUCAACAACAUGCAACAAUUCACACCCCAUUUCAACUCUUCUCCAACAGUACGGUUUCCCCAUUCAUAACCUCCACAACUUCCUCAAAUCAAACCAAUUCUUACUCAAUUCCAACGUCACAGACAUCGAAACAUCACUAAAAAUCCUAUCUUUAUUCAAUUCUUCCACCAAUUUCAUCACCUCCACUGUUUCCAACUGCCCUAGGGUUCUAGACCUCAAUUUUCUCAAAAAAUGGGAACUGGGUAUUUCAAAAUUAGGGGUUUUAGACAACAUGACCAUGAUCCAGAAGGUCCUAGAAGUUUCUAGAAAGUUUGAUUUAUACCCAGAUGAUGUUUUGCAGUGUAUUGAGUGUUUAAAGGGUUUUAGGUUUAGCUCAGUUACUAUAACUAGGGUUUUAGAGGAGUUUCCUAUGGUUAUUACUAUGAGUGAAGAACAAAUUUGGGGGAAAGUUGAGUUCUUGUUAGGAAUUGGGAUUCAUAGGAGUAAGAUAGACUCGGUGAUCCGAAUGUAUCCCGGGGUUUUGGGAUUCGGCGUGGAGAAUAAGUUGAAGCCGUUGAUCGGCGAGUUUAGUGAAAUGGGGUUUGAACCUAAGGAAAUUAGAGAUGAGAUUGUUAGAAACCCGAAAAUUCUUCGGUCGGAAGUGGGAGAGUUGUCGAAGUGUUUGCGAAUGUUAAAUAGUUUGAAAUGUAGGGUUCCGGUUAAAGAAAAGAUUUUUAGUGAUGGGGCGUUUAGGGCUUCGUAUAAUGUUAAGUUAAGAAUCGAUUGCUUGCAUAAACACGGGUUGUCGUAUAGAGAUGCGUUUAGCGUGUUGUGGAGAGAACCGCGGGUGGUGUUGUAUGAUUUGGAUGAGAUUGAUAAAAAGAUCGAGUUUUUGAUAAACGUGAUGAAGUUUGACGUUUAUUGUUUGGUUGACGUUCCGGAGUAUUUAGGGGUGCAUUUUGAGAAACAGAUAGUUCCUCGUUAUAACGUGAUUGAGUAUUUGAGAUCGAAAGGCGGGAUAGGUGAUGAGGUGGGGUUGAGGUCUUUGGUUAAGUUUAGUAGGUUGAGGUUUUAUAAUCUUUACGUGAAACCGUAUCCGGAAUGCGAGAAGAUAUAUGGGAGGUUUGUGGAUGUUAAGGUUAGACACGGGCAUCCGGAAGGGUUGUGGAAGCUUUUUAAGCCGCCAAAGUAUUCGGAUUCUAAAGAAGAUUUGAAGAACAUUAGGUCCUUUAUGGAACAACUUCAUUAAUGGACAGAAUUGUUUGAAGAACCCUACCCUUAAAAAGUUCGGUGGCUCGUACAAUAAAAUUUGUAUUUCAAAAUAUUGCUCAAGUAAAGGACAAUUCAGCUUCUAAGGAGGCCACCGAGUGGUCAUGUAGCUGACGUGUAGGAGGUAAAUCGUGAAACCACGAACAUGCUUGAACUUCAAAAGGCCCUGAAUCCUAAGCAGUGAGGGGUCGCAGGUCCACGUAAAUCAGCAUUUUCUGAUUUUCAUAUGUUUAUUUGGACAAUGAUUUUCUAUUUUAUAGAGCAGAUUUGAUCUUAGUGGUAAGUCGACUUUCCAUUUAAACGGAUGAUCAUGUCAGUAUGCUUCCAUCACUAAACAGGAUCCACCCCCUGGAACAGCGUGAACUUUAGUUGAAACAAUUUACCAUACACGUAUAGUCAAAACUAUCGAUUUCUCGAUUCCAUUUUAUAUCUGUUAUAGUAUGCAUCAAUACACACCAAUGAAGUCAAAUCCCGUACAUGAUCAAGAAUUUGUAUGAUCAUGCUAAAUAGUUUGCCUUUUGUUUCUUGAUCGACAUAUACAAUAAACCAAGUCCCAAGAACAAUAAUUUCCUUAUCAACUUUUUAGACUUAUGGUUGUUGCUGCAUUGUAAUCUACUGUUCUGCAUGCCCACCGAAGUGCUUCUAAACAAAACGCAGCUUACGCUGGGCAAAUGGCCUGCAUGGGCUGAGCCAGAAAAA
Messenger RNA from Helianthus annuus (common sunflower), 2131 nucleotides. RefSeq names its product transcription termination factor MTERF15, mitochondrial. The transcript is spliced from 2 exons. Gene Ontology annotation, biological process: regulation of DNA-templated transcription. Lineage: Eukaryota; Viridiplantae; Streptophyta; Magnoliopsida; Asterales; Asteraceae. Bases 111 to 1412 code for a protein of 433 amino acids. The record is from RefSeq and is a predicted model, not a curated record. Gene Ontology annotation, molecular function: double-stranded DNA binding.